Molecule: messenger RNA, 625 nt
Organism: Prosopis cineraria
Lineage: Eukaryota; Viridiplantae; Streptophyta; Magnoliopsida; Fabales; Fabaceae
Product: anaphase-promoting complex subunit 11
Exons: 3
Coding region: 4-294 (96 amino acids)
Biological process (GO): protein ubiquitination; anaphase-promoting complex-dependent catabolic process; positive regulation of mitotic metaphase/anaphase transition
Cellular component (GO): nucleus; anaphase-promoting complex
Molecular function (GO): zinc ion binding; ubiquitin protein ligase activity; cullin family protein binding
Source: RefSeq, a predicted model, not a curated record
AGUAUGUUCUCUUUCUAUCUUGAAGAUCUGUUAUGUAAAAUUUUGGCUUCUAACUUGUCAUGGCAUGCUAUUGCAUCAUGGACAUGGGAUGCUCAGGAUGAAACAUGUGGGAUUUGUAGGAUGGCUUUUGAUGGCUGUUGCCCAGACUGUAAACAUCCCGGGGAUGACUGCCCUUUGAUUUGGGGUGCAUGCAAUCAUGCUUUUCAUUUGCACUGUAUACUGAAAUGGGUGAAUUCUCAGACUUCACAAGCUCAUUGCCCAAUGUGCCGUCGGGAAUGGCAGUUUAAAGAAUGAGAGAAUGAUUUAUACACUUUGAACUUUGUGUCUCUCAUCAGCCUAUAGUUUUAGAUACUGCGAUAUUAAAAAAUGGUUGUAGCAACCAUUGUUAAAGAACAACAUUGAAUGAGUGAGAUCAAGUGGAACUCUUGUUAGUUUAAGGAUUUUCUUUUCUUUUCUUUUUGUUUUUUUUUUGGGUGAAAAGUAGUUUCACAUUUUUAAUUUGAGUAGUAUUUGUUAUUUGUAAUAACAAAGCUAGAAGAACCAGUGUCCAAUAUGUUUCUAUGUUUGUCACAUGCUAUUUUCUGACCAAAAGAAGGGGAAAAAAGUCACAUGCUAUUGAUGAACA